This is a messenger RNA of Sugiyamaella lignohabitans, 597 nucleotides long. It is a transcript of the gene TAF14, whose product is annotated as TATA-binding protein-associated factor TAF14. The record is from RefSeq and is a predicted model, not a curated record. Gene Ontology annotation, biological process: regulation of DNA-templated transcription. The transcript has a single exon. Bases 1 to 597 code for a protein of 198 amino acids. NCBI's taxonomy places the organism in Eukaryota, Fungi, Ascomycota, Dipodascomycetes, Dipodascales, Trichomonascaceae.
AUGAAAACAUCAAUUUGCAAAGGAAUUGGUAAUCUAACAAGUCAAGUAUUGAAAAAGGUCCCAUUCAAAAUUGAAGAACAAGGUUGGGGUGAGUUCGAUUUGGGUAUCGUACUUCACAUGGUCGACAAGAGCGGAGAACAUACUUUGAGCCAUGACCUCAACUUCGCCACAAAUGAAUAUAAAAAUGAUCAUUUAUUAGAAUUCCCCACUAAUAGACCGGGUCUGCUUAAACUGCUAGCAGAAUCAGGUCCUGUACCCGGACAUAAUGCUCCUGGCGCCAGUGGUACUUCGGCAGGCGGCACUGAUUAUGCCACCGGUGAUAAGCGUAAAGGUGAAGAUGAUGGAAACAAAUUAAGAAAGAAAACUAAAACCAUUGAGAAAGGCUCAGUUGAUUUGGAGAGAUUAGCCGAUGGUCUGGAAAAGCUUGGCGAGGAUGACCUCUUGGAAGUCGUCACAAUGGUCAACAACAACAAGACUCCUGAUAUGUAUAUUAAAAAUGUACCUGAUGAGGGAGAGUUCCAUAUGGAUUUAUGUACUUUGCCUGAUCGUCUGCUAAAGAGUUUGUGGGACUUUGUUAAGAAGCGUACCGAAGUUUAA